GUCUCCUUCUUAUCGGCUUCCUCUCUCUCUCUCUCUCUCUCUCUAGUCAGCUUGGAGGCCGUUCUUUUCGAGUGGAUAGGAGAUGGGCGGCAGCCUCUAUGGCGAGAUGUGCUUGGGUAAUGGAAGGUCAGGGUCAUCAAGAAGGGGAAAGAAAAGCAAUUCAGACCAGCCAAAGCUGCCGCGGAGAGGCCUUGGGGUGGCUCAAUUGGAGAAGAUCAGAUUACACAAUCAAAUGAUGGCUGGCUAUCGCGCCUCACUUCAUCCUCCAUUUCAUACCAAUCUCAGCGAGGAGGAUGCAAGAGUACACAUGGGAUCUCCAUCAUCUCCUCAUGCUUCCUCAAUUGCUACUACAUCUUACCUCUGCGGUGUUCAUCCAAACACCAUGAUGAAAUUUGGAGGCAGUGACAUAACAGAUAUUAGAUUUGGUGAUUACCAUUCUGGUGCAACAGCUAGCAAUAACAUGAUGCCGCCCCAUCAUUUCGUAAAACCAGCUGUGACGCUACCGCUUUUGACGCAAACCAUAUUGGAGGAUUCGGUGCAAAAGAAUAUACAACAAGAUCAAUGUCAUUCAAUGGGUUCAAUCUGUCAGAACUCUGAUUCAGGUGACUCUCAAGAGCUAGAUUUGGAGCUUAAAUUGUCCAUAUGAGUGAUUCCAAGCGGAUGGGUUUGUUUCCUAUUUGACAUGAGUAAGUAUCAAACUGGCGGUGUGUUAAAUUUUCGGAGUCUGGUAUUCUGAUGAAGGAAUAUAUGUAAGAGAGAGCUCGCAAAAUAUUAAAGGUUUCAUGAUUAAUUACACUUCCAACUCUUCGAUUACAGAAGGAGUAGUGCUUCUCAUAUUUUGUGAGUAGUCUGUCUUCCGACAGGUCAUGUAACGUAGAACUCAAAAUAGCAACCAGCAUAACUUCUUAGCCUCUCAUUUUGGCAAAUAUGCACUGGAAGCUUCCUUAAGCAUUUAAAUGUUCUUAAAUAAAUCUAGCAUGUCCGUGAUGCAUGCUUCUUCUUGUAAUCUAGGUUAAUUAGCCAAAGUUCAUUUUGUUUAGUGAUCCAAAUAAUAAAGGAGUUUGAACCCGAGCCUCUCGUCAUACA
Molecule: messenger RNA, 1086 nt
Organism: Phoenix dactylifera (date palm)
Lineage: Eukaryota; Viridiplantae; Streptophyta; Magnoliopsida; Arecales; Arecaceae
Product: protein SPEAR3
Molecular function (GO): DNA-binding transcription factor activity
Source: RefSeq, a predicted model, not a curated record